Messenger RNA from Schistocerca serialis cubense, 3579 nucleotides. RefSeq lists its product as uncharacterized. NCBI's taxonomy places the organism in Eukaryota, Metazoa, Arthropoda, Insecta, Orthoptera, Acrididae. Bases 1272 to 3074 code for a protein of 600 amino acids. The record is from RefSeq and is a predicted model, not a curated record. The transcript has 8 exons.
AGGCUCCAGGUCGCCACGCCGACGACCGGCGCCUCACGUCCACACCCCUGUCCCCACACCUGUCCUCUUCGUUACGUCUUGCAAGCCCCCCCCCCCCAAAUGCAUACCUCCUACCCAGUUAACUAAAAAGUCACCUUUGUCCAGCCUCGCCUUGUGCUACGUCAUAACCUCAUAAUCGCCGAGCUACGAGAAUCGCAUAAUUGUGCAACUAAAACCUUGACAUCUUCUGGAGAUUUUAGCCAGUCCCUUAUCGAAUUGGGUUUGCCAUAACAUCGAAACUCUGAUAUUGUACCUACAAAUGGAGACUAGUCAAACCUACAUUUACUAAUAACAGACUUACAAAAACCACCCUAAGGGUUAAAACUCUCCUCUUUCCUGAUUUUCAGAAAACAACAAUUUUUCGCUGUUUCCAUAAAAUGUCCGCCGCAUGCGUGAACGCGUCACGGUGUAAAAUGUUCCAACGUUUCGGCCACUAUUGCAGGUGGUCACCAUCAGGGUGUAAAAUGUUCCAACGUUUCGGCCAUGCUGCGCCCGGUCAUCAUCAGGAGGGUAAAAUUUUCCAACGUUUCAGCCCCGCCGGCAGGUGGCCGAAACGUUGGAACAUUUUACAUCCUGAUGAUGGCCAUCGGCGAUAGUGGCCGAAACGCUGGAACAUUUUACACCAUGGCGCGCUUGCACAAUCGGAAGACUUUCACUGAAACUUGCACCACUGCAGAUGUGUAUAAUACUGUUAGCAAUCGGCGAGACAGAAGCAACUCGGUGCUUUGUAAGAAAAACACCUUUCCCUCUCUUCGCUUGCGCUUCUCGACGUGUCCUGACUGCCUUUGCCUCUCUCUCCCGCUUCUUUUACCCUAUUCCCUCCAGUGACGCGCCGGUCAUCGCGAUUUACGAACGAAUGGCACAAACCUCUAGAUUCGUACCUUUUUUUUAUAACUCCGCGAGAUUGCAAAUUAACCGUUCUAAUACAGCAGUUGUGCCAAAGAGAUUAGUUACUAGCAGUGUUUAGACUGAUUAACGUUUUGUACUCCCUCUAACCCGCGUGACUAAGUUAGGAGAGAAGUAGAGAAGUGUUGAGCGGCGAGAAGAGGAGGCUAGAUGGAGCUGCGGCCGGUCGGGCGCUCGUCGUCACCCGCUGCAGCGCGAGCCUGCUGCCGCCCCCGCCUGUGUGUGUGCUGUGUCUUUCUCCUCUAUUCUCGCUCACCUCUGUUUUAUCCUUGCCCGGCCCGGGACCUGCGCCCUGCAGUACGAACCUGCCCAUCUGUAUCCGGGAUAUGGAAAGAGGCACCCCGUGGAGUGUUCCGCUGCUGGGGACUAGCUCGCUUGUGAAUGCUGAGAAUAACACGGGCCAGACGUACCACCACAUCAUCCCGUACGCGGGGCACAUGCGGCUGACGGCGGUGUCGGCGCCCACCUUCUCGACGCGCACCAGGCCCUCCGUCAUCAUGGCCGAGAUCGACCGCAUCAACCACCGCCUGCGCCCGUCUCUCGCCUACCAGCCCGCCGAGGACUUCCUCAACUCCAGAUCCAUCGUGGUCGCUGCCCUGUUUGCAGACGGCCGUCGCUUCUGGCCUGCUCUCUUGCUGACCCGCUGUAGGCAGGACAGUUUCCGUUUGUUGCAGUCGUUCGACGACGAGGCGCGCGCCAUCCGUGGCCAAGCGGCGCACCUGCUCAAGCGCAUCCACACGCCGGUGCCCAGGGCCCUGAGGCCGCUGCCCGUCAUCACCACGGGGUAUGAGUACGAGGAGCUGCCUCUGCCGCCGCGCAUCACGUCUGACAUGUACAUCCAACGGCUGCUGGGUCUGCGUGACGUGCAGCACGAAGUGCUCAGCCGCUCCUACUACAACGAGCCAGGCUCUCGCGCCAACAUCGGCAAAGGCCACCUGGCGUGCGUCACGUACGCUGGCGGGAAGGCCUUCUCCAGGCGGCGACCACUCGCUUCCCAUGAGAACAACGGGGACUACAUCAGGAACAACGUCAAGAUGCUGUCACACUACGAGAGAAUGCGCGAGGCCGCCAAGAGCCCGGUAGUCGAGGAAAAAGUGUUUCCUGGGGAAUCUCGUAUUGCCAGAGGUCCAAGACCUGUGAAUAGCGGUUACUACAGACCAACAAAUGACCCUGGUAAGGAAUAUGCAGAGGCACUGGCAUCUGCAGCGAUAGCCACAGCAAAUUUCAACAUGCACACAGCUGCCCUAGAGGAGAAUCGCAAAAACAAGCAAAAGAGAGAAGAUGCACGACUUGCAUCUGCUGCUGAAGAACGAGAUAAGGAAGAUGAAUCAGCUACUGAUGGUGAAUCACAAUCUGAGCAAGUACAAAAGAAGCUGGAGGAAGAAGUAAAGAGGAAGGCAGAAGAGGAGGCCAAGAGGAAAGUAGAAGAGGAGGCCAAGAGGAAAGCAGAAGAAGAAGCCAAGAAGAAGGCAGAAGAGGAAGCCAAGAAGAAGGCAGAAGAGGAAGCCAAGAAGAAGGCAGAGGAGGAAGCUAAAAAGAAGGCAGAAGAAGAAGCAAAGAAAAAGGCAGAAGAGGAAGCCAAGAGAAAAGCAGAAGAAGAAGCUAAAAAGAAGGCAGAAGAGGAAGCCAAGAGAAAAGCAGAAGAGGAGGAAGCAAAGAGAAAAGCAGAGGAGGAAGAAGCCAAGAGAAAGGCAGAAGAAGAAGAAGCCAAGAGAAAAGCGGAAGAAGAGGAAGCCAGAAAGAAGGCAGAAGAAGAAGCCAAGAAAAAAGAGGAAGAGGAAGCAAGGAUAAAGGCAGAGGAAGAAGAAGCCAGAAGAAAGCAAGAAGAAGAAGAAGAGGCAAAAAAGAAAGCAGAGGAGAGUGAACCUGCAAAGGAGGAGGAUAUAGAAGAUAUAUGGGCUGGUGUAGAUGAGGACAUGCCUCGAAAAAAGGUAGUACCUGAAGUAGUAGCAGAUACUGCAGAAGAGGAGGCACAGCCUGCUGGUGAUCAGACAGAGAGCAAGCCAGCAGAAGAGGAGCAAGUAGACCAGGGUCCGGAACCCGUCGUGGAGGAGCCUACCUCGCCAGAGACCCCAGCUCCCACUGAGAAGCCAGAAAUAGAAGAAGUGCCAGCUUCAGAAGAAGAAUAGCAGAAUUAUUUCAAGAACUGAAAAUACAUCCCAUUUAAGACACUGACAGAGAUGUGUUACUUUUCUAAGUGUGUUUGGUUGUUGUUCUCUUUAUUGUAAGUUAAGAUUCUUCUCAGUGGUUUGCUGGAACUGGAUGUAGAGUGUACUCUUUCAGAGGUUUUUUGGGUGUCAUUCUGUCAAAGUGGCUGUUGCAUUUGUGUUGAAAGUGCCCAAAGCACAAAUAUUUUUUAAGUGUUGUGAGUUAUAGCUUUUUCCCACAUACAUAUCAUUCAUUCAGGUUCAACCUUUGUUGAGAAAUGCUAGCAUUUUCCCGUCUAUCACAAUGUCACAUCAUUUAUUUGUAAUUUUGCAUUUAAUUUUAUCACUGCUAAUUUGUUACUGCUGUAAGCUAUUCUCUAAAAAUCAUUGAGGUGAAAUGUAAUUUUCAGUAUGGUUGCUCUAUGUAGACAAUAAAAUGUGUAUUUAUGCAUUUUGGUAAUAAAUACAUUAUUUUGUCAGUAUAAAA